Messenger RNA from Pseudomassariella vexata, 1335 nucleotides. Its product is annotated as chaperonin 10-like protein. Gene Ontology annotation, biological process: D-sorbitol catabolic process. The record is from RefSeq and is a predicted model, not a curated record. Gene Ontology annotation, molecular function: zinc ion binding; L-iditol 2-dehydrogenase (NAD+) activity. Lineage: Eukaryota; Fungi; Ascomycota; Sordariomycetes; Amphisphaeriales; Pseudomassariaceae. The transcript has 4 exons. Bases 129 to 1268 code for a protein of 379 amino acids.
GUUGCGCAUCGCGUGAAUUUGAAUUCUUGUAUGAUACUUCAGCGUAUUCCGACUUCGAACCUCUUGACCGGUCGCGCUAUACCUAAUACGCCUGGCAUCCUUAGACGUAAUCUUCCCCGAAACUCGAAAUGGCUACCCUCCCCGACGCGACCAAGCCCGUGAACGCAACUGAACAUGUCCAGACCUCGCACCCGAACCCGUCGUUGCAGGUGACGGCCGACCACCAGAUCAAGAUGGUGGAAGCGCCUGUGCAGGAACCAGGCCCGGGAGAUGUGCUAUUACACAUCAAAGCGACCGGUGUGUGCGGGUCCGAUAUCCACUUCUGGAAAACAGGACGGAUAGGUUCGCUGGUAGUAGAAGGCGACUGCAUCCUCGGCCACGAAGCUGCAGGCGUGGUCCUAAAAUGCGGCGAGGGCGUAACCACGCUCAGAGUGGGUGACCGGGUCGCCGUUGAGCCCGGCGUGCCCUGCGAGAGGUGCUUCCUCUGCCGGGAGGGGCGGUACAAUCUCUGCGAUGACGUGAAGUUCGCGGGUGUGUACCCCUAUCAUGGGACUUUGCAACGGUACAAGGUGCAUCCUGCGAAGUGGCUUUACAAAAUCCCCGAAAACGUCAGCUUCGCCGAAGCCGCCCUCCUCGAACCCCUCAGUGUCGUCCUCCACGGCGUGAAAACAGGCGGUCUCAGUCUCGGCCGCCCCGCCUUAAUCUGUGGUGCCGGGCCCAUAGGCCUGAUUGCCCUGGCCGCCGCGCGGGCUUCUGGUGCCCAUCCCAUCGUCAUCACGGACCUCGAGCCGAAACGUCUAGCAUUUGCCAAGGACUUCGUGCCGGAAUGUGUUACGUACCAAGUUGAUCGACAGUUAUCGUCGGAGGAGAAUGCUCGGGAGGUGAGAAAGUUGUAUGGGGAGGGGGAAUACGAGGCGCCGCAGACGGUAUUGGAAUGUACGGGAGUUGAGAGUAGUGUAGUGUUGGCGGCCUUUGCGGUUAGGAGGGGUGGCGUGGUUUGUGUUAUUGGGGUCGGGAGGGAUAUUAUGAAUAACGUGCCGUUUAUGCACGUUUCGCUUGCUGAGAUCGACCUACGGUUCAUCAACCGUUAUCGUGAUACGUGGCCAGCAGGGAUAGCGUGCUUGAGUGGUGGGAUAUUGGAUUUGAAGAAGUUGGUCACGCAUGAGUUUCCGCUGGAGAAGGCGUUGGAUGCAUUAAAUGUGUGUUCGGAUUUGAGUAAUGGGAGUAUAAAGGUUCAGAUUGUAGAUGAUGUGGAUGCUCAAAUUUAGACAAUCUGAAUUCAAGAUAUGGUGCAAAUACCCCCAUUACCAGUUCCAAACAUACCUCGUAUUGUUG